UGCAGUCCCGUCCAGCAGGCAGGAGUACAAGGCGGGGAUGUCUAUGUAUGUCGAGCCCAUGACCACAUCUUGCACACCGCUUCAUAAAUCAUGACAGAGUCGGCUUCAGACAUUUGGUCCAGCUGGGACUCUGGGAGCAUGAUUUCAAAAAACAACUCUAGCUGUUCACAACAAACUAGGUUCAAUCUGGUCCAAGUGAAGGGAGCCUGGAAUCGACAACCAGAGCAGAGCCAAACAGCAGAGGGAAAGCUGUCAGAUGCUAAAAUCUAUGAGAACAAGUCAGAACACGGAGUUUCCUGGACAGUGUUCAGCCCCAUCACGUUCACCUACAGAGUCAUUCAGUGCAAAAACAUACUGGAUCCCAGCGACGACACUCUGCUCUGGGGUCACGUAGGAGACGACGAACUUAAAGGAACCUUAAUUAACUCCAAGCCAGUGAAGCGUUUUGUUGUCAUUGAUGAAACUGUCAAUCAGCUCUAUGGCUCCUGGGUUACUCAGUACUUUGAGGCCAGACAAGUUGUACACAAGAUUCUCCCGCUGCCCACCACCGAAGAGAACAAGAGUCUGGAGUUAGUGACCAAGAUCCUGCAGGAGGUUCACCAGUUUGGUAUCGACAGACGCUCUGAGCCGAUCAUAGCCAUCGGAGGUGGGGUUUGUCUGGAUGUAGUGGGUCUGGCGGCAUCUCUCUACCGCCGAAGGACUCCUUACAUUCGAGUGCCGACCACUGUGUUGUCCUACAUUGAUGCCAGUGUUGGGGCAAAAACAGGCGUCAACUUCGCAGGUGGGAAAAACAAGUUGGGGAGUUACAUCCCACCGGUGGCCACGUUCUUAGACUGCUCCUUCUUCCAAACCCUCCCACCACGUCAGAUCUCUAAUGGGAUGGCAGAGAUGUUAAAGAUGGCCCUUAUGAAGCACAGAGGUCUGUUUGAGCUGCUGGAGGCUGACGGCAGGAGGCUGCUGAGCACUAAGAUGCAGUCCUGUGACACCAGCAGCAGCUCUGAACAUGAACACAGCGCUACGGUAUCCAUCCGUAUCGCUAUAGAAACCAUGCUGGAGGAACUGGCUCCUAACCUGUGGGAGGAUGAUCUGGACAGACUGGUGGAUUUCGGUCACCUCAUCAGCCCUGAGCUAGAAAUGAGAGUGUUGCCAGCGUUGCUCCACGGGGAGGCGGUGAACAUCGACAUGUCCUUCAUGGUGUAUGUGUCCCACCAAAAGGGGCUUCUGACAGCAGAUGAGAAGAACCGUAUCAUCCGGUGCAUGCUGGGUCUGGAUCUGCCUGUGUGGCAUCAGGACUGUACUCUGGCUCUGGUGCAGAAAUCUCUCAGGGAGCGUCUGAAACAUUCUGCCGGCUCUGUGAGGAUGCCUCUCCCUACAGGACUGGGACGUGCAGAAAUCUUCCAUGACAUGAUUGAAGAUAAUAUCCUUUGCCAAGCUUAUGCAAAAUGGACUGAUGAGCUUUCUUCUUCUGGGAACAAGUGAAAAAUCUGAAUAAUAAUAUGUGUCACUGAAUUUGAAGAACUUAUUUUGUAUUUAUUUAGAAAAGUAGUAAAUUAAAAUGUCCAAAUAUUUGUUUAACUACAUCCAUAGUGUCAUAAACCUUUAGUAUGCUGCCUAUAAAUGUACGUUUAUAUCUAACUGGAAAUUUGAAUCUCAAGACAAUUUAUAUUGUGAGGGAAUAAAACACAAGCUCCACCAGCAUUCAAAUAAAACUUUUAAUAUUUCUCACAAGAUACUUUCCACAUUGAGUACCGAUGAGUUCGAGUCCACUACUCUGAAACCAGUGGGUACAGUAACUAUUGCUACAUUCAUCUCUUAUAAACUGUAACAAUAAGAACAGUGGCAACAUCAGCAGACAACAUUAUUUGUAUGAACCACAGGAAUGAGAAUUAGCAGACGAGGUCUAAUCUGAGCUAACAUGGUUCUUCAUUAGUGGUUUACCCAUAAUGUGCCAUAAUAAUUUACAACUCUAAAAGUCACCAUAAGAAAUCAGUAAAAGCGGUGGCUUCAUUAUAAGUGCUACCACCACCUGUAAUGCUAAUAUGCAUUCGAACCAGUCACAUUUCAGGGUUAUUUGAUUUAUCUGUGGAUCUGGGGUCAGUCCUGUGCAUGUUGCACUGUUAAGGCUUCAUCCCUGUUAUGGUUACACAUCAAGGGAAAAUCUGCAGUCCAUUGACACUGUACUUCAAUGACAAAAAAAUAUUAACUCAGAGUUCUCUUACCAGCUUUUGCAGGGAAUUUCAACUGCAUCUCAUGGUCUUGAUGAGCAUGUGGGGUCUGUUCAGUGGAUAAGAACACCGAGAUGCAGGUGAAAUACUUCCAUGAAAAGUGAGAAUUAAAUUGAGUUCUGUUUUUUUAUUUCUUUGUUUUAUAUUUCACUUAUAGCCUGAUUGCCAUCAUGCUCUACAUAUUGCUUGUAUGUAGGGAGGAGAAACACCUCUAUUAAAGAUGCAUCAGCAAAGCAGUUGAAACAUUUGUAUUUCUAUCUGUAUAUAAAUUUAUUGUGUCUUAUUUUUGGCACACAUUUUGGCAGUUAUAACUGUGAACUACAUUCAUACUAGUCUCAGAAGGAUUCAAAAUAUUCAAGCUGACUUUGGAAACAUUGACUUCAGUGCACAAUUUAUAAAAUGCACAGCUACAACAUGUGGACUUCCAAAGUGUUCAAUACUAAAUGAAUGGACAAGACAUUAUCAUAAAUAAUCACAUGAAUAAACUAGUAAAAUAUAUUAAGAUUACAGCCAUGUACUAGUGCAGAGUGGUUCGCUGUGCUAAACGCAGGACGCUAAAAUGAACACAAUAACAAUUCUUAGAAACUGCUGCAACAGUCAUAGUAUGCUAACGUGCUGAUUAGCACUAAACAGGACAGUGCAAUUAAAGUUGAUGGAAUUGUCAUUAGCUUUGCAGGUAUUUGGUCAUAGUCUACAGUACUGAACACACUAGCACGAUGACUAUCAUGAUUAUAGUGCCUGAUGAAAAGCUAAGAGAUUGCCAAAGAAAUUACUAGGGAUGUCCUGAUCAAGUUUUCCCUGCUCCUGAUCCGAGUCAUUUAAUAUUUAGUAUCUGCCCAUAAUGAGUCCUAAUCCAUUUUCCUAUAUAUUAUACAUUUCAAGCACAUUCAUGUCAUUUGUAUCAUUCUAGUGUAUAUGCUGGACAUCUGUAUAGCUCUGCAAUGCAUUAAGAAAACAAUUUAGCCAGUUAGCAUUAGCUGUAGUACCUGGCUGCAAUGCCAGGUUGAGUCUCUUACUGUUUAACCCUGUGGUGAGCAGAGGGCAUUGUGGGAGUUUAGCAAGCAAUGGGAGGGAUGACAGAGACAUUCUGACAUGUGUAGCAGGAGGUGUAAGCAAAAGAUUGGGCUUAGAAAAGUGUUGAUAACAAUACGGAUCUGCCGUGACCCUUGAGAUCGGCUUCUGACAGCCUUGGUAAUUAUGGUUCAUCUUCAGGGGAACAUGAAUUACUGCCCCACAGCAAUUAAUCCAGUCGCUAUCAAGUUAAAACAUUUCACAUUAGGCCGAAAAUCUGCUGGUGGGGCAAGAUAAAGAGCCACAGGAAAGCAAAAGUCUUUAGGAUUCAUCCUCUGGGCAUCUGUUUAGAAUUUCAAGGCAAGAAAGUUCUUGAGAUAUCUAAACGACAUAGCCAUCUCAAGGAGCACAUUAAAACUCAGCAUACUGCUACUAAUUAUGGAUUGUCCAUAAUGACACUUUCCAUGAUCACAGCAUUUCGGCCCACCAGAUGAACACACCAGACUUAUGCUCCUUACAGAGAAUCUGCUCUAUCGCUGCAGAAAAUAGUUGUUUGCCUCAGACUUUGACUGGUGCUGUCAUUGCUCUAGCUAACAGGAGUUUGCUGGCUAGGCAUUGUGGCUGCAUGGAAGGAUGGCCAGUCAGUGGGGAAAAUGCCACUGUGGAAUAAAAACAGAUGAAAAUGGGCAGAAACAAGGUAGCGAAGUGGAAAUUAAAUAAAACAGUUAUGAAAAUAUGUAACACAAUAAUUAUUACUUAUCAAAAUAUUUCUGGAUUUGUUGGUUAUUCGUAUGUUUUAUUCUACUUUACUCUUUGUUUCAGAUUACUGAUAAUGACUGAUUUAAUAUUGAACACUUUGGGGAUCCACAAUAACAAACCCUUUCUUGUGGUUCUUGAGUCUGAGACACUUAUAGCGUUAUCUCACUCUGACUAAAGGUCCCUCCCUGCUGCUCUCUCAGGGACCUCGGCACUCUUCAGUUCAUCUAUGAAGCACCAGACACCACUAUAAACAUCAACAAAAUGUUGCACUACUCCUCUCACGUCACCAGGGUAACAGAAACCACUUUAAGGCACUUAAAUGAAAAGAGAAUCACUUCAACACCGUCUCAGACUAAUUCAUAAAGAGAUCACAUUUUCAAGACAUGAUGCUGCUGCUUUACAGGCACAACUUCAACCAUUGCAUAGUUUGACAGAAUGGAGGCGGUGCCGUAACAGGGCUUUCAGUGUAUGGCAGGUAGUCAUUAACCAAGGCAUAUUUACGCAACGUGCUACAACUAACUUCUAAACAAACUGCUGAAAUAUACAACCACAAAGAAUCUACAGUCUCAUACAAUAUUCUGUAUGCUUCUGACGAGCCAAAUACAAUAGUUAGUUUAUGCUUAGAUAAAAAAAAAAGAAGGCGAAGAAACCACAUUUCAAUUUACAGAGGUCAUUCCAGUGUUUUGACAAUGUCAUGCAUUUCAUACAAAAUCCCAAAGCAGUCUCCUUAUAGUCCUUGGCAAUAUAAAUGUUCACAUAAUGGAAAAAAAAUCCUGAAUGUGAAAUGAAGUGGUAUAAAAAAAACAAUAAUUUAGGAAAUCGAUGGACUGUUAUAAAAUCUGAGAUCAACACGCCUGUAUUACUACAGUAAACUAUGUGCUGAAAGAGUCGCAGUUUGACCAGUUUUCUGUCUGAUCACUAUAAGAAUACAAUAAAAUUGAAUUGAUUCACCUUCCUCAGAUUAAACAAAGAUUUAGAGAAUUAUAUCAUUAUAUUCUAUCAAGUAAGAUUCUUUUAGAACCUUCUACAGCCUUUUCAUGAUUUUGAGAUUCUAUUACUUUUCAUUUAAUUCUGUUUUUAAUUUAAAUAUUUCUGUGGUUUUGGCAGUGAGGAAUGUUCUGGUCGUAUAUCUGGUACACACUGCUGGAUCAAACAGCAUCAUAUGUUAAAGGAUGGGCUGGAAAACUCGACCUUUCUGUCAUGCUAUUGGAUUGUUUCUCAUUAUGACACUGAAUAAAAGGCUUAAAUUAAUCAUUAUCAA
Amphiprion ocellaris (clown anemonefish) is the source of this 5256-nucleotide messenger RNA. Its product is annotated as 2-epi-5-epi-valiolone synthase-like. Bases 91 to 1479 code for a protein of 462 amino acids. The transcript has 5 exons. NCBI's taxonomy places the organism in Eukaryota, Metazoa, Chordata, Actinopteri, Pomacentridae. Gene Ontology annotation, biological process: antibiotic biosynthetic process. Gene Ontology annotation, molecular function: 3-dehydroquinate synthase activity. The record is from RefSeq and is a predicted model, not a curated record.